This is a messenger RNA of Suncus etruscus (white-toothed pygmy shrew), 504 nucleotides long. Its product is annotated as high mobility group protein B2-like. Gene Ontology annotation, molecular function: DNA binding, bending. The transcript is spliced from 3 exons. The coding region runs from base 1 to 471 and encodes 156 amino acids. The record is from RefSeq and is a predicted model, not a curated record. Gene Ontology annotation, biological process: regulation of transcription by RNA polymerase II. NCBI's taxonomy places the organism in Eukaryota, Metazoa, Chordata, Mammalia, Eulipotyphla, Soricidae.
AUGCCACAGAAGCUGUUGCGGGAUCAACGAAGGGCCCGCUAUGACCGCGAGAUGAAGAACUACCUGCCCAGCAAGGUGGAUAAUAAGGCGAAGGGCAAGAAGAAAGACCCCAAUGCGCCCAAGAGGCCCCCAUCUGCCUUCUUCCUGUUUUGCUCUGAAUAUCGCCCCAAGAUCAAGAGUGAGCACCCUGGGCUGUCCAUUGGGGAUACGGCCAAAAAGUUGGGGGAGAUGUGGUCUGAGCAAUCUGCCAAGGAUAAGCAGCCCUACAAGCAGAAAGCAGUGAAGCUGAAGGAGAAAUACGAAAAGGAUAUUGCUGCAUACCGUGCCAAGGGCAAAAGUGAAGUAGGAAAGAAAGGUCCUGGCAGGCCUACAGGUUCAAAGAAGAAGAAUGAACCAGAAGAUGAUGAAGAGGAGGAGGAGGAGGAGGAGGAAGAGGAAGACGAGGAGGAGGAGGAAGAUGAAGAAGAAUAAAUGGCUAUUCUGUAAUGAUAAUGGAUGGGGUGU